GAGAAGUCGAAUGAAAUUGCAAAAAUGUCAAUGUAACGUCAAAAUUGAUAGUAGUGAAAUGUGAGUGUUUUCAAAAUUUACCGUAUUUCUCCUCAACAAUAUGUCGAAGGGAUAUAAAAUAAUCCAAAAUAAUAAACGAUAUCAAGGAUUCGACGAACAACACAAUAUGAACGAGCAUAUCAAUGGUGUGAUGUGUGCUAUUCACAGUGCGGCAAAUUUUGACAGGAAUUUUCCUUGUCCUCAACAUCAGAGUCUCCAAAUAUGUGCUACUCCGAAUAACUACGGUUUAGAAAAUAAAAGAACUAUUAGCGCCAAAGGUAGAACAAGAAGUAAAAGUCCAAUUAAGGGCGCAACCAAAAAAAAAUCCGUAAGUUUUCCAUGUCAACAAUGGUCCACGACGCUCAAAACAUCCACUAAUCAUAUCUGUAAGGAUACUGGAGAUGCCCCAUAUCCUGUUAAUAUAGAGUCAAUAGGAUUGAAUGUUGAAAAGGUUAACAGUUGUCCCGAUCGAACAUGCUCUCAUAUCUCAAAUCAACCCAUAAAAGGUUGUUCCAUAAAAUCCCUAAGUACAAUGGAAGUGUCAAAUUCGCCUAUCUAUUCUCAAGAUGCUAAGCAGAACUUUUGUCCAGAAUCGGUGGUAAUCGGUCUGAAAGAUGAAAUCGAGAAGGUAAAAAGCCAGCUGGAGCAAAUAUCUACAUCUAAUUCUGAUAAGUUCAAAGUGGGUGGCAAGGGAGAACCUGAAAAACAAAUCUCUCAACUGAAAGCCGAGAACAAGCAAUUGAAAAAAGAGUUAGAGCAGAAGAAAAAAAUGUACUUAGCUUCAGUGAGAGAUGUUGAAAGAGCCAAGGAUAUUUUGGGUGACUAUGAAAAAAAAGUUAUUCUACUGCACGAACAAGCUAUUCAGUCUUCCAAAGUCAUGAAGCAAAGUAAAGACAAGUUUUGCAAAUGCAUCAACCAGAAGGAAAAUGUUAUAAAAGAACUCAAAAAGAACAACGAAACUUUCCUUCGGACGAUUGAGGAAAAAGAAAACAAAUAUAACGAAUUGAGUAAAGCUCUCGAAAAUAUGCAAGGGCUCUUCCAGGAAAAUAAUGAACAGUACUCCACUUUAUCAGACAGCAAUAAAUAUUUUGCUGAAGCGAUUAAAGUCUUGGAAAAACAACUCAAUAAUUCACUAACGGAAACUGAACAGUACAGAGAAGAGGUUAAAAAGCUGGAGCAGCAAAUAGCAGACUUUGAAUGCAAAACUUGUUCAGAAAUGGAAGCGAAAUCAAGAAAACAAAAAGAGAAAUACACAAAUCGGAUAAAAGAGCAAGAAGGAAAAGAAAAGAUUUUAAAGGAAAAAAUAACAGAAUUAUCUUCUCAGAUGGAAGUCGUUAAUGCUCAAAAGUCGUCGUUUGAACAAUUGCAAAAUCAGUGCAAUGAGUUGCAGGCAAAAAUUUUGGAAUAUGAAAAAUAUGCAAUAAAAUAUGCUACACUCGAAAAAAAAUACCAACAACAGUGUGAACUGGCAGUAGAAAACGAAAGAAAUUACGAAACAGAACGCGAAGAAUUAAAAAAUUUAGUAGAGGAACUAACUAAUGUUGUUAAGCAAAAUAAAAUGACACUUCUUCAAUUGUCUGACAUCAAUAAACAUCAAGAGGCACUAAUUGCAUCCCAAAGUGCUAUUUUACUGGAAAAGGAAGAAAUGAUAAAGAUGGCUGAAAGCGAAAUAGAAAUGUUGAGGAAUAGAAGUAUGGAACUCGAGAACGAAAUAGACGACUUAAGGAAAUCUCUGGAAGAACCAUGCUCUAAGGAAACCUGCAUUUCCCUAGCCGAAGAAUUGGAAGAAUUGAAAGUUGCCUUGAGCAGGGAGAAAGACAAUGAACUGGUUCAAGAAAAAAUUAUACAGGAUCAAUCUCAGACGAUAGCUAAUUUGCACAGUCAAAUAAAAGAAAAAAUUUCGGAACUAAGUAGAGCUAGAGAAGAAAGUAAUAUCGCUGAGGAGGAAAUCAAUAAAAUUAACGAUGUUUUGAUAAAGAAGCAUAAAGAAUUGGAGAAGGAAAUGAGUGAAAAGGAUCAUCUCCUACAAAAGUUGAGAAAACUGGAAUCUCAGAAAACAGCUCUUACUCGUGAAAUGAUGGAAUUGGAAAAAGUCUUAGAUCGGUACUGUGAAGAGAAAAGUGGUGAUGAAAGUCAACAAAUGGCCAUUGCGAAACUUCAGAAAGAAGUGGCAGAACAAAGUCGCGAGUGGGAACUACAGAAAGCCAUAUUAGCCGAUGAAAAGGAAAAGGCUGUUAAAGCCGCUAAAUUUGCCACCCAAAAAUUAAUAGACACGGUUGCCGAUUUUCAGAAACAAGUUGAUGCUCAGAAGAAGGUGCAAUUAAUGUUGACUAAAAUGUUGCACGAUAAAGAAGAAGAGCUACAGAUCAUACAUUGGAAGAUAUCUUCCAUAAAUUCUCUAACGAAUAAAACAGAAGAAGAUUUCCCUCUCAACGAGAUUUACAGGAGAAGUCGAAGUUUGGACAUUUCAAAUCUUGCAACAAACUCAUCAUUUUAUUCGUCGUGUUCAAAUUGUUGCCCAAAACAUAAGCCUUGUGGAAGUAACUGUCCCAGAAAAGAUCUGCAUGAACUUUUUGAAAUGAUUACCAGAACCGAAGAGCCAAUCAAGGAUAUUUAGUCAUUUAUUAUUAUUUCUCGUUUCAAAUGUAUUUUGUUCCAUAAUUCAUCGAUCGAAUGAAAUUAAAUGUUCAAAAGCAGUAGA
This is a messenger RNA of Leptinotarsa decemlineata (Colorado potato beetle), 2740 nucleotides long. RefSeq lists its product as uncharacterized. The record is from RefSeq and is a predicted model, not a curated record. NCBI's taxonomy places the organism in Eukaryota, Metazoa, Arthropoda, Insecta, Coleoptera, Chrysomelidae.